UGGGAAAUCCAAAACGCCGUUUUUUCCCCUACAGCACGCAAAGGCACCACCUGAGUGUCCUGUGUCUGCAAGGCUCCACCAGCCACAGACCAACCGGAGGGACUCUGCUGUUUGUAUGGCAAUAAUGGAGACGAGCUAACCUAGCGCUGCUGCUUCUAGGCAUAAAUCACACUGGAGAAACGCGGCUAGACUGUGAAACAUAUCACCAAGUAUCCCUCCAUAUACCCGGCUCAACAUUUAACUCCUGCUUUGUGACUGUCGAGUCUAAACCGGUUUGUAGGCAGCUAUGGGUGGGCUGGGAAACGGGCGUCGUGGAGGAAGAUCACCCCCUCUAAUGAUUGGCGCUCUGAUUGCCUGUAUCCUGGUUCUUGGCUUUAACUACUGGGUGUCAAGCUCUCGCAACCUGGAGCUACAGACUAAGCUGUAUGAGUUGGAAGGCCAGGUGCGACGUGGCGCAGCAGAGCGAGGAGUGGUGGAGAUGAAGAAGAAUGAGUUCCAGGAGGAGAUCCAGAGACAGAAGGAGCAGAUUAGCCACAUAGAAAGCCUUUACAAAAGACAGCUGGAAGGAUCUCAGAACACCUGCAGCCAAGAGAAGGGCACACUGCAGCAGAACAUUUCCUCCAGUACCAAAACCAUACAGGAACUCAAAGGUCAGACGAAUCAGCUAAGUGAUGACCUGGGAAAGCUUCAGAAGGAGCUGCAGGGUUGCCAAGGCAACAUCAAAACCCUCAACAACAAACUCACUUAUGACAUGACCCAUUGUCAGUCCCAGGUCCUGUCCCAGAAGGAGUUGUGUGAUGAGAGAGUGGCUGCUGUUAAACUUGAAGUUCAGAAGAAGAUGGAGAAGCUCAUCACUCCUUCAGGUGUCUCGUCACAGGAAAACGCAGUGGAUGGAACAGCAAAAGCAGAUGGAGCUGGAGUCAUGGCUGGAGUUGAUGCAGUGAAGACAUCAACUGUUGUAAGCCACACACCAAGCCUCUCUCAGCCUAAAGAAAAUGAUCUACCUGAACUGCUGACCAAUGAGAUCAUCGUGGAUAAAGGUGAAGAUGCCCCAGCAGACCUGCUUCCUGAGGAGGAUCUCUCCAAAGUAGAGCACCAGUCUGUUCCUUCUGCUGCUGCAGUCAAGCAAGACAUUUUGCUCCCACCAGAGGAAGCUCUGGAAACAGAGGAGGGUGAGGCAGAGACCAGCGAACCUUUCAAGAACAACCUGACUGAGGAUAAAGACAUGGAGGUGAUGGAUGCUCGUGAAGAGGGCGCCCAGACAGAAGAGGCCGACCCUGGGAUGGAAGGCAUGCUGAUUAGCCGGGUGAAGGCAGAUGAGACUCCUAACGGUCUGAAACUUGAGGAGCCAGACGAAUAUGACGCAGACGAGCAAGUCGUGGGUGGAGUUGAUUUGGAGAAACAACAGCACAGUAAACUGGCUGAAAAUAUAGAUAAAGACAUGGAGGAGGAGCUGGCCGACUACAAUGGAGACGAUGAGAACGAAGGCGAGUUUGAAGCAGACAAACAAGCUGAGCUUGCUCGAAUCUAAGGGCUGUAGUCGGAGAAGGAUCCACACACCACAUAAGGAAGCAGGACCCCUUAUACACCUCAGCACAACAGCACCAUACAGGUUAAUGCAGCCCUCCAAACACAGAGAACACAAAACAAACCCAUCUCUAGAAGAAAGACUUGGGACAUUAGGCUGGGCAGUCAAUUUCAAAAGCACUCGCUUCCUGGACUGUCUUUUAUUUGUCACCUUAAUUGGAUUCUGUACAUUUGAUUUGAUUACAUGUUGUCAUAUGAUAUAGAUGCAAAUGUCAGCCAAGCAUGUACACUCAUGGUUUCCAUUCACAUAUAUUUCACUGUAUACAUAAAUCCCCAAGGUGUUUAUAUGGUCUCAUCUCAAGACUUGACACCGGUUGGCUUGAAAAAUUGGACAUCUCAACAUCCCAGGAAAACAGUAGAUUUUUGAUUAUGUGAUUAGAUGUGUUGUUUAUGUUCACUCUGUAAUGACUGUAACUUAAAUGAUGAAUUAUAAGUGAGGAUAAUUUGCACACCCUUAUAGGGUUAUGAGGUGUGAAAUACUGUAGUAAGUGUAAGUGAUCUCAGUGAUCCCAAUGACAGAACUCUGUAGCACAGGUUCAACCGCAUCUUCAACAAUGCCUUAAGUUCCUCCUAUACACAGAAAGUCUCUCGUAAAAAGGAUGCUGACUGCAAACGAGGCUUUCCAUAAACUACAGCAAAUUCAGAAAAUGUGCUGAAGUUUUUGUUUGACUGUUGAGUCUAGUUAGGAGGAAAAAUAAAAAAACGGCAGCUUCUUUUGAUUUACGUGUAGCCAAAAAUGCUGUAAAAAGUGAGGCUGGCUUAAUAGACAUGCCACAUAACGAAUGGGCAAAUUCACCUUCUGGAUUAUAUGCUGACUAGCUGUCAGGUUUUAAACAUACUAUAUUAUAAUUGCUGUAACUGGACAUUUUUGAUCAAUGAGCUAUCAUCUCCGAAGCGUCACUUUGCUGAAUUGCUUUGGCAUUUUAGUGGCUUUCAGUUUCAGCUGUAUUUCAGACCACAAAGUGUCACAAUGUGUGCUGUGCUCAACAUUUGGGAUCAGUAAAACAGAAAAAUAGUUCUAGAUUAUAAUGAAGGGAAUAGUUUGGAACCCCUGGAUGAUAUUAGUAGAUCAACGAUGUUGUUUUAUUGUAACGCAUGCCUUAUUGAUUCUGUGUACACCAGUUUCCCCCGACGCUCAGCUGCUUCUGACACAGUGAAGCGGUCCCGCUGAUUUGAAUGGACUGUAUAUUUUGUGGAUUUCCUUGAAGCAGGAACAUUGUGUUGUGCUUUAGGGCCUCUGCACAUGUGAACUACUCGGUAGCUGUGCUCAAAUUUAUCAGUCAACUUAAAGCUGCACUAGACUGGAAAUCGUGUGGGUGAGCUGAGCGCAAACAUGAACUAAUAUUAGGCAUCAGAAAUAACUAAAAGUUAGUAAAACUUUGUGGCGGGAUCUUUUGUUGCCUUGUAUUUUGUACAGGACAGAUGAAUUUUACUUUUAUUUUCCAGAUACUUUAUUUAUAAGUGGUGACUUUGACCUAACACCCACAGUUGCUCAGUAUGUUGUUGUCUUGAUUACCAGAAUUUCCAUAAUGCUUUGACUUAUCAUCAACAGUCCUUUCCUGAAUCAUAUCGUACCUCCAAUGUCUUCAACCCCACUGUUUCAAGUUAAGGAUGAAGCUGCUCAGCUGCUCACAGGCAUUAUUCAAUCCCAGAGAACCUAACUUACAUACAAGUCAAGAUCAACAUGUGCUGAAUUCUAGCAACAUAUCUCUAUAAUGAAUGAUAAAAUGCACAAGACCUAUAGAGUUUGCCUUUUUAUGUGAAGGUUCCGACAUUACAAAAAAACUUGGUAUAUACCAUACAGUAUAUGGAACAUUUAGAAUAACAGGAACAUUGUUGACUGCUUGAACCCCAUGAACAAAAAUAUGAUCCUUAAAGGUUUUAUCAAAACUGUAUAAUGCUUAUUUUUAGUAAACUAUUCAAAACAAAAUUACAUUUUCUAUAGUGUAAGCUUCCUACCAAAAAGAUAAGAUAAGAUGGUAUAGUACAGUCUUUUAUGUGUUUCCUUCUAAAAUCAGUGUGUUAUUUGAUGUCUUGGAAACUUUGAGAACUUGACUGGGAUUUAAAAACAUGUGUUUGUUACAUCGCACCCGAUGAAGAGCCGUAAGGUAUUGGGAACAACAUUUCAGUCAUUUUUGAGGAACACAUAAAAAAUAAAAUAGUGGUUUAUCAUUUCAAACAUUUUCCAGUGAGAGUUCAUAUUAUUGUCUCACAUUUCAAAGAUAAUUUCACACCCUAAGUAAUGUCAAUUUUGUUAACUUAUUUUUUUUUUUUUAUUGUAUUAAAUGUGGGCCUGGCCAUCAUGUUUCAAAGCAACCCUAAAAAUACAGAAUAGGAGUGCUGAUGACACAGUGUGUGUGUGAGUGUUCAAACCAGUCACACAUCAGCACUCCUGUUUAACCUCUUGAAUGUGGACUCUUAUUUAUGUCUAAGUGUCUUUUGUCUGCCUUUUUGUCUCCCCUUUGGUCAAUCUCGCAGGGAAAAUAUGUUUCCAGAUUUUUAUUAUGUCAUUUUAUUUUCAAAGUUGCUGUUAUUUGUUGUUGGUUUUGUUGUUUGAAUGAUGCUCCAAAACUUUGACAACUUCUGCUUUGUUUUUCCAGAAAGCUUCGUCUGCUUGUUGGUGUAAAAAAGUCCCAUUUUCUGAACUAGAAGUCAGUGUACCUGGAGAGAAAAUGUUUUCUGAUUUUUAUAAAUUGGAUUCACUUUUUUUUUGUCGAUUUUAUUUUUAUUUUAUUUGAUUCUGUAAAUUUGUGAAAGGUUUAAAUGAUCAUAGGAUUUAUUGAUGAUAGAGAAUAAAAAAUGUUUUUAUUACCACUAUCAAGA
Sebastes umbrosus (honeycomb rockfish) is the source of this 4410-nucleotide messenger RNA. It is a transcript of the gene golm1, whose product is annotated as golgi membrane protein 1. The coding region runs from base 287 to 1531 and encodes 414 amino acids. The transcript has 11 exons. The record is from RefSeq and is a predicted model, not a curated record. Gene Ontology annotation, cellular component: Golgi apparatus. NCBI's taxonomy places the organism in Eukaryota, Metazoa, Chordata, Actinopteri, Perciformes, Sebastidae.